GUGCAAAGCAUACAAAGUGUUUUACUGCACCUAUCCACUUGACGUCUGUGAUUGAACGGACAGAUCGCUGACAGACGGUUUGCUUGUUACUCAUCAGAUUGGUUUUACCGUCUGAUUCAAAAUGGAUAAAACAUUGUCACUGUAUUCAGACAGAGCCGAAGACGUUGCAACCUCUUCUAGUUUCCGUCAGUUUAAAAUACAACAUUUUCAUCUCGAUCUUACUGUGGACUUUGAGAAGAAAGUUAUAUCAGGCACCGAAACAAUACAGUUAAAAUGCAUUCAGGACGGGCAGAGUGAGUUACAGCUAGAUAUUCAUCCAACUCUGACGCCACAGGAGAUCUCGUUCUCUCGCGAUGCGCAAAAUUGGAGCCGAGCAGAAAUUCUUGUUCGGGAAUUCACGAGUUAUGGCACCACAUUGAUAGUGAAAUUUCCCAAACCUUUCAAAUCCGAGGACAAAUUUCAAGUUACGAUCAAAUAUACAGCUUCUGAUGGACCAGGGGUGUGUUGGCUGGAACCAGAACAGACUGCUGGGAAACUCAAGCCUUAUGUUUAUACUCAAGGCCAGGCUGUGCUCAACCGUUCCUUCUUCCCUUGCUUUGAUACCCCGGCAGUCAAGAGCACCUACUCAGCUGCUAUUAAGGUGCCUGAUGGAUUCACAGCAGUUAUGAGUGCUAAUAAAUGGGAGCACAGAAAAGCAGACAACACUUUCCUGUUCACUAUGGAUCAUCCCAUUCCUGCCUAUCUCGUAGCACUGGCAGUAGGAGACUUGCAGUCUGCUGAGGUGGGACCCAGGACAAGUGUUUGGACUGAGCCCUGUUUGCUGCAGGCAGCCAAGCAAGAGUUUGAUAAUGUGAUCGAAAAGUUCCUGUCGGUGGGAGAGAAACUGUUUGGACCCUACGUCUGGGGAAGGUAUGAUGUUCUGUUCAUGCCGCCCUCAUUCCCUUUUGGUGGGAUGGAGAAUCCCUGUUUGACAUUCGUCACACCCUGUCUGUUGGCGGGGGAUCGCUCCCUCGCCGAUGUGAUCGUGCACGAGAUUUGCCACAGCUGGUUCGGAAACUUGGUCACCAACGCCACCUGGGGAGAAUUUUGGCUGAACGAGGGCUUCACUAUGUAUGCUCAACGUAGAGUUUGCAGGGAGCUGUAUGGUGAAGUUUAUUCAUGUCUGGAGGCUGCAACUGGUAAAGCACUUCUGCGUCAGCACAUACACAACACAGGAGAAAGUCACCCUCUCAACAAACUACGUGUUAUAAUCGAACCAGGUGUUGACCCUGAUGAUACCUAUAAUGAAACACCCUAUGAGAAAGGCUUCUGUUUUGUAUCCUACCUGGCCCACCUCACAGGAGAUCUAGCCCGCUUUGAUGCGUUCCUCAAGGCUUAUGUGGAAAAGUUCAAGUACCAAAGUGUGAUGGCAGAAGAUGCUUUAGAAUUCUACCUGGAGUAUUUCCCAGACCUGAAAGAGAAGAAUGUCCACAAAACUGAGGGUCUGGAUUUUGACAGCUGGCUCAAUGUGCCUGGUUGGCCUCCAUAUUGUCCUGAUCUGUCUGCUGGUCAGCAGUUGAUGAAACCAGCAGAGCAGUUAGCUGAACUGUGGGUUAACAAAAACCUGGAUUUGGAAUCCAUUGGCCAAAUUGAUACUAAACCAUGGAAGACCUACCAAACUGUUUACUUCUUGGACAAGAUCCUUGACAAAUCACCUCUUCCAGAUGGUAAUAUGAAGAAGCUGGAGGAGUUUUACCCGCACAUCACUGGGUCUAACAACGCGGAGCUAAAAUUACGUUGGGCCCAGAUUGUUGCAAAGAACCUGCAUGUACCGGGAUACCAACAUAUUCGCAAAUUCCUCACCAGUCAGGGUAAGCAGAAAUACACAUUACCUGUUUAUCGGGCCCUGUGGAAUGGAUCAGAAGAGACAAAGGCUUUGGCUAUGGAGAUAUUCUCUGCCACUUCAAAUCAGCUUCACAUCAAUGUUCGCAAUUACGUGAAAAAGAUUAUGGCCUGAAGCAAAUAAACGAAUUUGUAAAGUU
Messenger RNA from Triplophysa dalaica, 2021 nucleotides. It is a transcript of the gene rnpep, whose product is annotated as arginyl aminopeptidase (aminopeptidase B). Gene Ontology annotation, biological process: proteolysis. The coding region runs from base 122 to 1996 and encodes 624 amino acids. Lineage: Eukaryota; Metazoa; Chordata; Actinopteri; Cypriniformes; Nemacheilidae. The transcript has 11 exons. Gene Ontology annotation, molecular function: zinc ion binding; metalloaminopeptidase activity. The record is from RefSeq and is a predicted model, not a curated record.